Molecule: messenger RNA, 5336 nt
Organism: Trichechus manatus latirostris (Florida manatee)
Lineage: Eukaryota; Metazoa; Chordata; Mammalia; Sirenia; Trichechidae
Gene: HMGXB4
Product: HMG-box containing 4
Exons: 11
Coding region: 129-1928 (599 amino acids)
Source: RefSeq, a predicted model, not a curated record
CUUCUCCAAGAUGGCGGCGGUCGGCGGCGCUGAGGAGGGAUCCAGGCGAGCCGAGUGAAGACCUGGUCCUGUAGACGGGAAGGAGCCUGGACACAGUGACACAUUCUCAAAGGCCCUGCAGGACCGCCAUGGCUUAUGAUGACUCCAUGAAGAAAGAAGAUUGCUUUGACGAUGAUCACAGCUUUGAGGACAUAGGACUGGCAGCUGGCCGAAGCCAACGAGAAAAGAAACGUUCUUACAAAGAUUUUUUAAGGGAAGAGGAAGAAAUCGCUGCUCAGGUCAGGAAUUCUUCCAAGAAGAAGUUAAAGGGUAGUGAACUUUACUUCUUGGGGACGGACACACACAAGAAGAAGAGGAAGCACUCCUCUGAUGAUUACUACUUUGGAGACAUUUCGUCUUUGGAAUCGUCACAGAAGAAAAAGAAAAAGUCCAGCCCACAGUCUGCCGAUACAGCUAUGGACCUAUUGAAGGCUAUCACUUCCCCACUGGCAACAGGCUCCAAGCCCUCCAAAAAGACAGGGGAGAAAUCCUCUAGUUCUUCAAGCCAUUCAGAGAGUAAAAAGGAACACCACAGGAAGAAAGUAAGUGGAAGCAGUGGGGAACUAUCCCUAGAGGAUGGUGGCUCCCACAAAUCCAAAAAAAUGAAACCACUCUAUGUGAACACAGAGACACUGACCCUUCGUGAGCCUGAUGGCUUAAAGAUGAAGCUCAUUCUCUCACCAAAGGAGAAAGGAAGCAGCUCAGUUGAUGAGGAGUCUUUCCAGUACCCCUCUCAGCAAGCGACUGUGAAAAAAUCCUCUAAGAAAUCAGCUCGGGAUGAGCAAGGUGCUUUAUUCCUAGGACACGAGUUACAGAGCUUUCUGAAAUCAGCCCGGAAGAAGCACAAGUCAUCCUCAGACCCACAUUCAUCUCCUGGCCCUGAAGGGUCUGAUGUCUCCCAGUUCCCAGAACCCAACAGUGCUAACCUUGAUCUUUCAGGGAUUGAACCUAUUCUUGUAGAAUCAGACUCGUCCUCUGGUGGGGAACUAGAGGCUGGGGAGUUAGUGAUAGAUGAUUCUUACAGGGAAAUCAAGAAGAAGAAAAAGUCAAAGAAGAGCAAAAAGAAGAAGGACAAGGAAAAGCAUAAAGAGAAGCGACACUCCAAGUCCAAAAGAAGUUCAGGACUUUCCACUGCAGCAGUGGGAGAGGUCACCAUGACACCUGCCCCUCCUCCCAGCAUCCCAUACGCUGGAGCAGCUGCCCCUCCUCCACCACUUCCCAGCCUCCACACAGAUGGGCACAGUGAGAAGAAAAAGAAAAGAGAAGAGAAGGACAGAGAUAGAGAAAGGGGAGAAAAGCCAAAAAAGAAGAACAUGUCGGCCUACCAGGUGUUUUGUAAAGAAUAUCGCGUAACCAUUGUGGCUGAUCACCCAGGUAUAGAUUUUGGGGAACUUAGUAAAAAAUUGGCUGAGGUGUGGAAGCAAUUACCAGAAAAGGACAAACUGAUUUGGAAGCAGAAAGCUCAAUAUCUGCAACACAAGCAGAACAAAGCAGAAGCUACAACUGUGAAAAGAAAAGCGUCCAGUUCAGAAGGUUCCAUGAAAAUAAAAGCUUCUUCUAUAGGAGUACUGUCACCCCAAAAGAAGUCCCCACCCAGCACCAUACUGUUACCAACCUCACCAGCCAAAGCCCCUGAGACAGAGCCCAUUGAUGUUGCUGCUCAUCUUCAGCUGUUGGGAGAGUCCCUAAGCCUCAUUGGACACCGCCUGCAGGAAACUGAGGGAAUGGUGGCUGUGUCUGGCAGUCUGUCAGUGCUUCUGGAUUCCAUUAUCUGUGCACUUGGCCCCUUGGCAUGUCUGACCACACAACUACCUGAAUUGAAUGGCUGUCCCAAACAGGUCUUGUCAAACACACUAGACAACAUUGCUUACAUCAUGCCUGGACUCUGACAGCAAAGAAUCCUGGGACAGAAACCUAAUCCUACUCCAUUGCUGGUUUGUGUAUAUGUGACUGUUCCAAACUCCUUCACUGGCCUCGGUGUAGGUUUUAAAUUUUUAUAUAUGUAUAUACACACACACACACACACACACACAUAUAUAUAUAUAUGUAAAAUGUACAAUAUAUACAUAGGACUUUAACUACUUUGCUUUUAAUAAUUUUACGAAAUGGCAAAGGUUUAGCCAAGAGUAAACUUUGGAAUGAAUUGGCUUAGAAUUCUUUUUUCUCCUGUGGUGGAUAAAUCUGCCUUAAAAAUCAAUGUAACUUGAGGGCUGGGGGCUUGUUCUGAGUGCCAAGUGCAUCUCUUUAUGGACAGCUAAAAUGUGAUUUUUUUCCAAAGUCAGUUGUACCUCCAGACCCAUCACUGACCAUUUGCCUUACCUGUCUUAUUGUCUGAAAUCUAAUAGGAAAGAAAGUUAUGGGAAGAUGCCAAUUGACUGAAAGUACAAAGCCUUUCAACUUGAAGUGAUCUAGGUGAAAGGUGAUAAAAAUCGUUCCCAUCUUGUGGUUAUUGAGAUGGCUUAGGAGAACUGAGUAGGAAGUUCAUCCCAAAUCUUACUUCAUAUGUAUCCAUGUCUCAAAAUUCAUUGUAAUCAUUGGUACCUUUGGCAGCCUCAACAGAGGCCAAGGAGUUAUGGGAGCCCUGGCAGUAUCAAAUCCUCAGAGAGGGCAAUGCUGCCAGUGCCACCUAUUGAACUGCGUAUAUUCUGAGCUAACCCAGAAUAUUUUUAUCUGCAAAACUAAGAGCUGGUAUCUUUCAUGGGCAGCAUUAAGUUAGCCAUUGAGUUCUCACAAAUUCUGCUGCUUGGUUGCUUGGUGGUUGUGGAAGAUAAACUUUGCCCUGCAAGAUUCUUGGGUUCAUCUUACUGUUUCCCCUGGCGGGCAGAUACAGUGUUGUGUAUUCCACACAUAAGUGAAUUGCAAAAAGAGCACUCAAUUUUCACGGAGGUUUAUUUAUGUGCGCGUGUGAAUGUGUUUUAAUUAUGUGUAUUUAACUCUUUAAAAUCUCUUAGAUUUUAAUUUAUCCUGUAAAUUUCUGUAUAUAUAAUUUAAUAACAAAAGUGUCCACCAGCAGCAGCAUGUGGAAGAUACAGAUUUGUCAUUUGUUCCUUCCUUUCUUCCUCUGGUCUGCUCUGAAAACUCCAAAUCAUCUACAUUUUAAGGCAUUCUGCCUCAAAAAGGAAUCAUUAUGUUAGAAUUCUAAUUCUUUAUAAAGACCUUCAUGGCCUUUGAUAAUGUCAAAAAAGUGAAAUAAAAAGGAAUGGUACCAUUCCCAGCCACCCUAAUUUCCAAAGAACCAGACUUUUGCUUCCCAGUUGGAGAGAAGACAGUUGAGCACUUCAGGGUUGUUUUUAAAUUUGGUUUGAGAUUACCUGCCAAAACCUAGCUCUGAGGUAACUGUGUUUUUUUCCCCUCGCUUAGAUGGAGCACUGCGGCAUUAAAGUAAGUCCUUGGGGACAGUGCAGCUAGUCUGCAUCCUAUUUAAUUCCUCCCACUUCCCCCCAGCAGUGUUGUCACAGGGCUGUUUCUUAAAGGUAUUCUGGCUGCUGACUGCCUUUCUCAGCUCAGAGCAGUUUUGAGAUUUAACCUGGGAAACAAAGGAGGAAUCAGAAAACGUUUGGAAACCAAAAUCAAGAAGAGCAGAAAUCUUGGCUUAAUUUCUUGGAUUCGACCCUCAUACCACACCUCAUCUGUAGCCAUGGAAGCUUCCUGUUUGACACAGGGUAUUCAAGGAGAGGCCUUGAAGACAUGGGUUAGUACAGGAAGAAAUCAAUCCUACCAUUGUCAUUUGUAUACUUUCAUGAAAUCCUGAUGAGGACCUGCUUUCUGUUUGUUUGUUUUCUUUUGAAACCCAACCCUAUUGUAUUUGUAUUUAAAAUUUGUACACAUUUGUAUAAUAAUCUGUACCUUGUGGUAUUUGGUACUAUUAGAGAAAAAACUUUGGAUUCAGACCUUCUUGCAGUUUUUAUAUCAUUGUUUUAUUUUUGUUUUUUAAAUACUAGUAGUUUGAUCCAAAUCCCAUUACAGUUGUAUAAAGAAAUAAAAUUUUGUACUUAUAUUAUUAAAAAUCACAUUUUUAAUAUUUGUAGUCCAGUCUCAGCUAUCUUUUCCCUGCUGCUAACUAAAGUAAACUACAAACUCAUAAAACCUCCAUUUUUCACAUUAUGUACUACCAUACUUUUCUAUUAAAAAAAGACAUCAGAGGUCAAGUUUCUAAUCUUACCCAUAUUCCUAACAUAUACCUUGCUCUGUUUCUAAUUUUUGAGUUAUGGAGCUUCUUCUUUUCUCUUUCCUGCAAAUGGCAAAUCCAGUGAAUCUGAGAACUGUGGCUGUAUUCAUUGGCAAAUGAAACUGUAAGUAUGUUACAGUGUUAACCUAAAUCAAGAAAAUAUCCACCAAUCUUACGUAAGAGGUGACUGCAUCUGAAUCAUGCAUUAUAAAUGAUAUAUUUCAUGCUGUUUCAGCACCAUCCGGACUUAGUGAUGUUGAAUAAAUCACUUAAUCUUCAUAAGUUUCCAAAUUCCAUCCAUAAAAUAGUUUAACAUCACCUGUCUGUCUCCAAGCCUGCAGCCAGCCAGCAUGAAAUGAAUGUUGAGUAAUAUUAUGAACAUUAAGUAUAUGGAGAUUUGAGCUUUCAAGAUAAAAUUUUCAAUGCAAACAAAAGGUGUUAAAAGACAUAAAUAGUGAUUUCAUAUAUUGAUUAAAAGGCUAUCUUAUGGAGAGACAGCAAGAGACUACCAUAUAGCUGAAUGACUUAUAGAGAGAGUGAUUUGCAUACUUUAUCUCAUUUAAUCCUACUGAAAGCCCUAUGAGGUGCAUUACCCCCCUUUACAGAUGAGGAAACAGAUGCAGAAAGUACUUUUCCUAAGUGCACGCAGCUAGUAAACGUCAGAGCCAAAAUAAGAACAAUGAUACAGCUAACCCCAAAGCCUAGGCUCUUUCUACCCUAAGCUGACACUUUCAAAUUUAAAUUACGUAUAUAAUUCAUUAGGAUCUUUCUCAAUUAUCUAUAGUACUGAGCAAAUGUGAUUAGAAAAGUGCUUAAAGAAUAUAAUAGAUCACAUUACAUCUAUGCAGUAUGUCAGUCUUAAGGGAUAUAACCAUUUUUACCCUCAGGAAGGUAUUUGAUAUUAAUGUUGCUAAUACACAUAAAAGGGAAAAUUAAAUUGAGACAACUUUUUACUAAAUGAGUGUGUUCCUUGUUAGCACACUUUUAAAACAUAGUUUUAAUCAGUUUUGUACUACACUUAAUGUUUGCCAUUCACAUUCCUAUCUAUGGUACUGUGUUCACAAAAUUCACAUACAUCCAUUUCUGUUUUAACAGCUGUCUUAGGCUGAGUUCUCUAGAGAAGCAAAAC